Oreochromis aureus is the source of this 1129-nucleotide messenger RNA. RefSeq names its product perforin-1-like. The record is from RefSeq and is a predicted model, not a curated record. NCBI's taxonomy places the organism in Eukaryota, Metazoa, Chordata, Actinopteri, Cichliformes, Cichlidae. The transcript is spliced from 9 exons. Bases 1 to 1077 code for a protein of 358 amino acids.
AUGCCACAUCCUCAGAUGAUACCGUCAUCAUCUCCAUCUCUUGACACAUUCACUGCUGAGACUGGGACCUGGAGCCAGUUUAUGUCUGCCCCCUUUAUGCCUGGCUACAACCUGGCAGGGGAGGGCUUUGAUGUUCUUACACUUAAGCGAAAAGGAGCUUAUGUGAUUGAUGUGAAGACCUACCUCAAUUCGAGUGACACCUGUAAACUCUGCCUCAAUCCUCAUCAAGGCUACAAACUGCAGAAACUACCAGUCUCUGCUUUGGACUGGCGUGCGUUCAGCCGCUGCAGUUUUCAUCUCGAGGACAGUGAACACACCUCCAUCAGCUCACUGGUCGCAGCAUACACCAACCAGAACAGCAUCGACUGGAAGGUUGGACUGGAUUUAAGGAAGUUCAGCAACUUGGAGAUUGGAGGAACCAAAUCUAAGGCAUACACCUUUGCUACAGCCCAAAGCAGAGAGGACCGCUACACCUUCAGCACACAUAAAGUCACCUGUAAACAUUACAGUUACCGUGUGUCCAACAGCCCUCCUCUCAGUGCUGAGUUCAGUAGAGAUUUGGCCAGACUGCCAGAUACCUGCAGCUAUGCAACCAGAGCCCAGUACAGACGCCUCAUAGACACAUACGGACACACUAUAUUCACCAGCAGCAGGGGUCCCGACCUGGAUUCCAAGUGUUGUCCUAAAGAGACUCAGAGGGGAACAGUGACGAUAACCAUGAUCCAAGCCUUUGGUCUGAAAGGAGAUUUUUGGGGCAAGACUGAGGGAUAUGUGAAGAUCUACUAUGACUACCCUAGGUACCAGACCAAUGUGAUCCGAUCUAACUCCCCCUCCUGGAUCACCUAUUACCGUCUGGAAAAUGUGAAAACAAGCAGUCCUCUGAGGAUUGAAGUCUGGGACAAAGAUGCGUGGUUUGAUGAUUGGCUAGGAUCAUGUGUGAACUACCUGACUCAAGGUACAAACACAAUCAGAUGCUCCCUUCAGAGAGGCGGCACUGUUUUUGUCAACUACACUCUGACGUGUGACCGUCACCUGACUGGACCCACCUGUAACAAAUACAAACCAUCUCCACAGUGAGAAAUGCAUUCUGGGUGGGGCACACUAUGGAAAUGCUGGUAGCUUUUCCUUA